CUUUCCUACCAUUCCCCCCCUCGUGCUCAGUGUCGUCGUAGCUCUCCCUGGCUCUCUCUCUCUCUCUCUCGCUCUCUGCUACGUCUUCGUCUUCUUCUUCGUUCAUCGUUCGUGGCUUUUAUUACGUUUAUAGAUUAUUUAUUUAUUUAUUUUUGUUUACGUUUUAAGAGUCUGUUUUCUGUGUUUUACGAUUAUUAUUUAUGUACCUACCAUUGCAAGACUAGUCUCGGUGCUGUGGAGUAUUGCGUCAUUCAGGGAGGGGGAGUGCAGUCUGAGACUUGGACCUCAGUUGUAAUCUGCGUGAAUGUAAGGGAGGGGGGAAUAAACAUUAGUGAAGUCACUGUAUGCGGUGGACUACCACGCUGUUUGAUAAGCGUCUCAUGAGUGACGAUGUUUUGGCAGGUUUCGUACAUGUGAGGUGGUAGUGUUGAGGGUAGAGUUUAGGGAGAAUCUGCGCCACGGCUGCGGCAGAUUUAGUAGGUCAGGAGAAGAGACCGCUGUUUUGGUGUGUUUGUGUGUGUAUGUGUUUUUGAAAUUGAUGUGCUGCAAUUGGUGUGUCUGAGGGAAGGCGAGGUGGAGUUGCUGUUCCUCGAGUCUUGUGUCACUGCAACCUGAGAGGUUUCUAGUGGUUGUGACUUAUGUUGCCAUCGGAGCCCUGGAUGUAUGUCACCAGCUUUAGUGUGGCAGACUCACUUUCUGGAGCUUCAAGUUUUGAACGUGUUCUCAAGUAACUCCGUCGAAAGACUUCAAGUGACCCUCCAAAAUUUGAAGCAAUUUUUAAAAUUAAAGGAACGUCGAAAAUCAUUAACGAGUGCCGACCACAUUCCGAACGAUUGAAUAAUUACUCCAACUGAUGCAGAGUCCCUACAACAGGUAUUUUGAAGAAAGCGAAACAUAGAGCUUCAUGUUUGUCGGAAGCUUUAGAAGUGAAGACCAGCAAAGGUAUGGAAUCUUUGGUUUCUCACAAGGUUGAUUAUUCGACGAUGUCAAUCGCUGCCACCUUCGCUGGCCUUCAUGAUUCAAGUAAGCUGAAGUUUUUCAACAGUGGUUUCGGAGUCAUCAAAAUGGACGAACUUAAGCGAAUAGAAGCGGAGAAUGUGAGCGCAAAAGACAAAGCUAUUAGUUACAAAGAGUGUAACAGAAACCACGCUAUCUUCUCCGGAGGCUACGCUGUCGAUGGAUGCGGGGAGUUUAUGCCUAGUGGAGAGGAAGGCACAAUUGAAUCUCUCAAAUGCGCAGCCUGUGAUUGUCAUAGGAACUAUCACAGAAAAGAGGUAGAGGUAGAGGAAAGUUGUGAUUGGCAAAUUUUCCGAUGCGAUGACAGAAAGCGAGGACAGAUGACAGCUCCAGGAUUUCCUUCUCAGACUGCUACUCCUCAUCCAUUGGCUCUUCCGUCUCCAUCACAAAUGAUCAGUCCUGUGAAUCAGUUCCAGCAUUACUUGUUGGGACCCAGACCAGCGAACUCAGGAGAUGGAGAUGGUGGUUUUGGCAGGUCGCCAUCUACCAUGAAGAAGAGGUUCCGAACAAAGUUCACUUCGAAUCAGAGAGAAAAAAUGGGCGCCUUUUCGGAGAAGUUGGGCUGGAGGAUACAGAAGCACGACGAGCCAGCCGUGCAAGAGUUCUGUUCAGAUGUUGGUGUCAAGCGACAUGUUCUAAAAGUAUGGAUGCACAACAACAAGAACACACUUGGGAAAAAAGUAGAUCAAGUAGAAUGAUCAGUGUAUUCUUCCCUUAACAAAUUCAAUUUAUUUAUUGGCUUCUCCACAGCGGCUGCAGAGAUUUAUGGCAAGAUCGUCCAGAUCGAAUAACGGGUGCUAGUAUUUCGCAUUAGGGAACGCUCGCAUUAGUGAGAUAAUUCAUCAAAUAUUAUUUUGCACCUUUCAGCGAUCAAGUUGCCAGAAACUUAUUUUGAAAUGGAUCAGAGAGAUAUGAAUUACUGUACUCGUAUUUUAGCUCUAGGGAUUUAUUGCCAAGGUAACGAUAUCAGUAACAUGUUAAGAAACUUAAUGAUUGGGAGGCUCCAGUGGACUUCCUGGUUGUGGGUCAGCUCAUUUCAGAAAUUAGGCCGAUUCGUAAACGAUUAUUUUAUUUAGUACGAUAUUAGUGACUAGCGAGAAAGUUCUCAGAGAUCAGAAGGAGUAGCACAGCCUCAGAUCUUUUCGAGAGAGCGAGAGAGAGAGAGAGAGAGAGAAUGUGUGUGUGUGUGUGUGUGGCUUUCCUUACCUUCUUAAUUAAUGUUCAGUAUUUCCUGGUUAUAUGUAA
Physcomitrium patens is the source of this 2262-nucleotide messenger RNA. RefSeq names its product zinc-finger homeodomain protein 2. Lineage: Eukaryota; Viridiplantae; Streptophyta; Bryopsida; Funariales; Funariaceae. Gene Ontology annotation, cellular component: nucleus. Gene Ontology annotation, molecular function: transcription cis-regulatory region binding; DNA-binding transcription factor activity. The record is from RefSeq and is a predicted model, not a curated record. Gene Ontology annotation, biological process: regulation of DNA-templated transcription; regulation of developmental process.